AAAACCAAACUAAAGAAGAGAUGAGAGCAGAAAAAUAUUAGCUAGGCCGGAAAUGGAGAUUCUGAAUGAGAGCAUUAUUGUCAUUGUCGGCGCAGGAAUCGCUGGUCUCUCUACAUCUUUGGCACUUCACAGGGUUGGGCUAAAGAGCUUAGUACUGGAAUCAUCGGGCUCCCUGAGAACCACCGGCUUUGGACUCGCCACUUGGACCAAUGCAUGGAGGGCACUCGAUGCUCUCGGCGUCGGAAAUGCUCUACGACAAAAGUCUCUCCAGUUCAGUCGGUUUGAAGUGUUUUCUGUGAAAUCUGGCAAACUUUGUGCAGAACUAUCGCUCAAGCCAAAUGAAAAGCCCGAAGAUUACGACAGUCGUUGUUUGAGGAGAAGUUUGAUGAUAGAAGCCAUAGCCAAGGAACUGCCACAAGGCACUAUUAGGCUUUCUUCCAAGGUUGUCUCCAUCCAAGAAUCAGGACCCUACAAAUUGCUGCACCUCUUGGAUGGAUGCAUUAUCAAAUGCAAGGUGGUGAUAGGGGCGGACGGAAUAAAUUCUGUGGUGGCCAAAUGGAUGGGACUUGAGAAGCCGGUUGACGCGAAACGAUCGGCGAUUAGAGGCUACGUGGAGUUUCCCGAGGGGAGUGGUUUCGGGGCAAAGUUCCGGCUGCACCUCGGCGGUGGCGUUCGCCUCGGUAUUCUCCCCUGUGAUGACAAGAGCUUGUAUUGGUUCUGCACUUUCACUCCGGCUGACGUUCACUAUGCAUUAGUGGAUCAGGAUCCGAUGAAAAUGAAGCAAUUUGUGUUGGACAAGGCCGCCAAAAGGUUCAAAGAGGCAACCGACAUUGUAGAGCGAACAUCGCCGGAAAAUAUUUCCGGCGCGCGUCUGAGUUUCCGGUCACCGUGGAACGUUCUGUUCGGCGACAUCGUGAAAGGCAACGUGUGCUUGGUCGGGGAUGCGCUGCAUGCAAUGACACCGGAUAUCGGAGAAGGCGGUUGCUCAGCUCUGGAGGAUAGCGUGGUUCUGGGUCGGUGCCUCGGGGAAGCUGUUUCAAAAGCGGCGGCAGCGGCGGCGGGAGGCGGAGGAGGAGAAGAUUGUGUGGAAAAGGGUCUGCGGAAGUAUGCAAAGGAGAGGAGAUGGAGAGUGUUUGAUCUGAUUACAACUUCUUACGUGGUGGGAUUGGUGCAAGAGAGGAAUGGGGAUGUGAUUACAGUGUUGAGGGAUUAUUGGUUGGCUAAACGCACUAUCCGGACCAUGCUAAAAAGGGCACACUUUGAUUGUGGAAAACUUAUUACAAAACUAAAUUAGCUAGAUAGUGUACGUGUUUAAUUAAUUUGUGUGUAUCAUCCAUCCAUCUCACAUGAUCAACAUUG
Molecule: messenger RNA, 1359 nt
Organism: Ipomoea nil (Japanese morning glory)
Lineage: Eukaryota; Viridiplantae; Streptophyta; Magnoliopsida; Solanales; Convolvulaceae
Product: FAD-dependent urate hydroxylase-like
Exons: 6
Coding region: 53-1294 (413 amino acids)
Molecular function (GO): FAD binding
Source: RefSeq, a predicted model, not a curated record